CUCGACCUCGGCCGGGCGGGGCUGGCCACCGACGUGCAGACCGUUGCCCAGAGACUGAAGUUCAGGCUGAACCUGUACGAGCUGAAGGAGGGGCGGCAGAUCAAGCCGCAGACGUUUAUGAGCAUGGUGUCUAAUCUGCUCUACGAGAGACGGUUUGGACCUUACUACACGGAACCAGUCAUCGCUGGUCUGGACCCUGUAACGUACGAACCUUUCGUCUGCUCCCUAGACCUGAUCGGCUGCCCCAUGGUCACCGAUGACUUUGUGGUCAGCGGCACCUGCACGGAGCAGAUGUACGGCAUGUGCGAGUCCCUCUGGGAGCCCGACAUGGAACCAGAUCACCUCUUUGAAACCAUCUCCCAGGCCAUGCUGAACGCAGUGGACAGAGAUGCGCUGUCCGGAAUGGGCGUCGUAGUUCACAUAAUUGAAAAAGACAAGAUCACCACGAGGACCCUCAAAGCUCGCAUGGACUAGCCCGGCAGUGCCGCUCCUGUGUUUCACCUCCCACUCUGCUUGGAACUUUUUUAAAUAAAAUUCUUCUCCUCUGUUGUAG
Tinamus guttatus (white-throated tinamou) is the source of this 553-nucleotide messenger RNA. Lineage: Eukaryota; Metazoa; Chordata; Aves; Tinamiformes; Tinamidae. The record is from RefSeq and is a predicted model, not a curated record.